AUGGGCGGCUCCUUCAGACCAAACUACACCGACACCCCCGAACCUCCUAUCGCACCCACCAAGAAGAUUACACUCAUAAUCAUCAAGACUUCCCUCCUCAUCCCCGGUGACGGCGAGCCGCUUAAAGAUGCUGCCCUCGUUAUAUCCUCGAAGGUGAUCGCCUGGGUAGGGGCGCAAUCCUCCCUCCCUUCGAAAUACACCGACUCUCCUCACAGGUCCUACACGGUGCCUUAUCUCAUGCCGGGCCUAUGGGAUUGCCACGCUCACUUUGGCGGCGAAUCCCCCGAUGGCAGCGGGGGCGGCGACCCGUACCAAAGCUUCAUCACCGAGCACCCCGCCGCUUCCGGCGCCCGCCUCACGCGCGGGUGCUGGUUGGCUCUGCAGCGGGGGUAUACGUCGCUGCGCGAUGUGGCGGGUCUGGGCUGCGAAGUCUCUCGCGCGAUUGAGGAUGGCACCAUCGUGGGACCCAACGUCUACAGCUCCGGGGCGUGCCUGAGCCAACUGGGUGGCCACGGCGAUAUCUUCUCCCUUCCCGCGGGAGACGUCCUGCUCAACCUCGGCGUGUCGCAAAUCACGCCGGGUCACUUUGGCACAACAGCGAGCAUGAUUGUGGACGGCGUCGACGAGUGCCGCCGCGCAGUACGGCUGCAGAUUCGGCGUGGCGCAAAGUGCAUCAAAGUCUUGGCCUCCGGCGGCGUCAUGUCCCGCGACGACAACCCGCUCACCGCCCAAUUCAGCGCGGCGGAGCUCGAAACCAUCGUGGAGGAGGCGACGAGGCAGAACCGCGUUGUUGCAGCGCACGUCCACGGCAAGCCUGGGAUCCUGGCAGCCAUCAAGGCGGGCGUUACGACCGUGGAACACGUCUCCUUCGCGGACCGCGAGUGCAUCGACCUGAUCAAGGAGAAAGGCAUUGUCUACAUUGCCACACGUGUGGUCACGGAUUUGCUACUCAGCACGGGGGGCAAGGGAAUUCCUCCUACGACGUGGGAGAAGGCAAAACUGGUGGCGAAGAACCACAUGACGGCAUACAAGAUGGCCAUUGAGUCUGGCGUGCAGGUUGCUCUUGGCACGGAUACAGGGCCGGGGUUCAACAUGGCGAUGGAGCUGGAGUCCGCUGUCAAGGCUGGGAUGAGCAACCUAGAGGCGAUCAAGGCGGCGACGGCGAACGGGCCGCUGAGCGUGGGUGCACAGGCGCCGAAGACGGGGCAAUUGAAGGUCGGGUAUGAGGCGGAUGUCAUUGGACUGCUGGAGAAUCCGGUGGAAGAUGUCAAGGUAUUGCAACAAGUUGACAAUAUCGGCUGGGUUUGGAAGGGUGGUAAGAUCUUCAAAGGACCGGGGGUUGGGCCUUGGGGCGAAGAUGCCUGGGGCGAAGAUACCUUGGGGGAUGUGACGAUGGCUUCGCUUCUUCGUUGA
Colletotrichum spaethianum is the source of this 1413-nucleotide messenger RNA. RefSeq lists its product as uncharacterized. Bases 1 to 1413 code for a protein of 470 amino acids. The record is from RefSeq and is a predicted model, not a curated record. Gene Ontology annotation, molecular function: hydrolase activity, acting on carbon-nitrogen (but not peptide) bonds. NCBI's taxonomy places the organism in Eukaryota, Fungi, Ascomycota, Sordariomycetes, Glomerellales, Glomerellaceae. The transcript has a single exon.